AUGACGACCAUCAUGAGGCAUGCCAUCUGGAGACGGGCCUCACUCGUAGGCUGCAGAGCCUCGAGACGGCAGCCGACGCCAAGAUGCCUGACCACGGCUGCCGCCGUCACGCCGUCUGUGACACCAGAUCCUGCGCCUCAUCCAGCCCUUCCCGCGAAUUCCACAUCAAAUCGUCGUGACGCCCUUCGCGAUGCCAAACCCUUUUCCGACUUUCUCACGGACAACUUCAGUCGCCAGCACGACUAUCUGCGAAUUUCCGUCACAGAACGCUGCAACCUCCGCUGCGUCUACUGCAUGCCCGAGGAGGGCGUGCCACUCUCCCCGAGCCGCGACAUUCUGACGACGCCCGAGAUUGUCAUGCUUUCCUCCGUCUUUGUCAACCAGGGCGUCACCAAGAUCCGCCUCACCGGCGGCGAGCCCACCGUCCGCCGCGACAUUGUGCCCCUGAUGCGCCAGCUGGGUGCCCUGCGGCCCCACGGCCUCAAAGAGCUCUGCCUCACGACAAACGGCCUGUCGCUGCACCGCAAGCUCGACGCCAUGGUCGAGGCCGGCCUCACGGGCAUCAACCUGAGCCUUGACACGCUCGACCCCUGGCAGUUCCAGAUCAUGACGCGCCGCAACGGCUUCGCCGCCGUGCGCAAGACCAUCGACCGCAUCUUCGAGCUCAACCGCGCCGGCGCCGGCCUCAAGUUCAAGAUCAACUGCGUCGUCAUGCGCGGCCGCAACGACGCCGAGAUUGUCCCCUUUGUCGACAUGACGCGCGACCGCGACGUCGAGGUCCGCUUCAUCGAGUACAUGCCCUUUGACGGCAACCGCUGGAACGAGGGCAAGAUGCUCGGCUACGCCGAGAUGCUCGACGUCAUCCGCGCCGCCCACCCCACCGUCGAGAAGGUCCGCGACCACCGCAACGACACGGCCAAGACGUGGCGCGUCCCCGGCUUUGCCGGCCGCGUCGGCUUCAUCACGAGCAUGACGCACAACUUUUGCGGCUCCUGCAACCGCCUGCGCGUCACGAGCGACGGCAACCUCAAGGUGUGCCUCUUUGGCAACGCCGAGGUCUCGCUGCGCGACAUCCUGCGCAAGUCCAACGCCGGCGAGCCCAUUGACGAGCAGGCCUACGAGGCCAUGAAGCAGAUCGAGAUGGACAGGCGCCAGGGCCUCGCGACGUCGGAUCAGCCGCUGGGCACCGCCCUCAACGAGGCCGAGCUGCUCGACAUUAUUGGCAUGGCCGUCAAGCGGAAGAAGGAGAAGCACGCCGGCAUGGAGAAUCUGCAGCACAUGAAGAACCGGCCCAUGAUCUUGAUAGAGCAAGACGGCCACCCCGCCAAGAAGCUCACGCACGUCUCCGCCUCGGGGACCGCGCACAUGGUCUCCAUCUCCUCCAAAACGCCAACCUCGCGCGUCGCAAAGGCCGCCUGCACGGUGACCUUCACGACGCCCGAGCCCCUGCGCCUCAUCGCCGAGAACCAGGUGAAGAAGGGAGACGUCCUCGGCGUCGCGCGCGUCGCCGGCAUCAUGGCCGCCAAGCGCACCCCCGACCUCAUCCCCCUGUGCCACCCCAUCCCCAUCUCCCACGUCAGCGUCGAGCUGCGCCCGCGCGAGGCGGAGGGGGGCAGCCGUCGUGGCUGCGCCGCCAUCGACGUCGAGGCCACCGUCACGUGUGAUGGCAAGACGGGGGUCGAGAUGGAGGCCCUGACGGCGGCGAGCACGGCGGCCCUGACGGUGUACGACAUGUGCAAGGCUGUCGACAAGGGCAUGGUCAUUUCUGACCUGAGGGUUGUGCUGAAGGACGGAGGCAAGAGUGGACGCUGGGAGAUGCCGUAG
Verticillium dahliae VdLs.17 is the source of this 1824-nucleotide messenger RNA. RefSeq names its product molybdenum cofactor biosynthesis protein 1 B. Gene Ontology annotation, biological process: Mo-molybdopterin cofactor biosynthetic process. The record is from RefSeq and is a predicted model, not a curated record. NCBI's taxonomy places the organism in Eukaryota, Fungi, Ascomycota, Sordariomycetes, Glomerellales, Plectosphaerellaceae. Gene Ontology annotation, molecular function: GTP 3',8'-cyclase activity; metal ion binding; cyclic pyranopterin monophosphate synthase activity. The transcript is spliced from 2 exons. The coding region runs from base 1 to 1824 and encodes 607 amino acids.